AUGGGCAUGAGGAAGUUCGCCAUAUUUCUCUUGGUCCUCUCUCUUUGUGUCGACGGAGGAUCUGCCAAAGAAAAAGGAACAAAGAAGGGGAAGAAGAAAGGGAAGCAGGUUUACUGUCCAUCACAGCUGUCAUCUGAGGAUCUGGCUCGAGUCCCUGCCAAUUCAACCAGCAACAUCUUGAACAGGUUACUGAUCACCUAUGAUCCCAGAAUAAGGCCCAACUUCAAAGGAAUUCCUGUGGAGGACAGAGUGAACAUUUUCAUCAACAGCUUUGGCUCGAUCCAAGAAACGACCAUGGAUUACAGAGUCAACAUCUUCCUGCGGCAGCGCUGGAACGACCCCAGGCUGAAGCUGCCACAAGACUUCAAGUCUGAUUCCCUCACUGUUGAUCCCAAGAUGUUCAAAUGUCUCUGGAAACCCGACCUGUUCUUCGCUAACGAGAAGAGCGCUAACUUUCACGACGUUACUCAGGAAAACAUUCUCCUCUUCAUCUUCCGGAACGGAGAUGUCCUCAUCAGCAUGAGGUUGUCCGUCACUCUCUCCUGUCCACUUGAUCUGACCUUGUUCCCCAUGGACACACAGAGAUGUAAAAUGCAACUCGAAAGCUUUGGGUAUACGACAGACGACCUGCAGUUCAUGUGGCAGACAGGAGAUCCUGUGCAGAUGGAUGCUAUCGCUCUGCCACAGUUUGAUAUCAGACAGGAAGAUAUUGAUUAUGGAAACUGCACCAAAUACUACGCAGGAACAGGGUACUACACUUGUGUGGAGGUUAUCUUCACCCUAAGGCGACAAGUUGGCUUCUACAUGAUGGGUGUUUACGCCCCCACGCUGCUCAUCGUUGUCCUCUCCUGGCUGUCCUUCUGGAUCAACCCUGAUGCGAGUGCCGCCAGGGUGCCUUUGGGCAUCCUCUCGGUGCUCUCUCUGUCUUCCGAGUGCACCUCCUUGGCGUCGGAGCUGCCAAAAGUGUCCUACGUCAAGGCCAUCGACAUCUGGCUCAUUGCUUGCCUGCUGUUUGGUUUCGCCUCGCUGGUGGAGUACGCUGUGGUUCAAGUGAUGCUCAACAGCCCAAAGCGCAUAGAGGCAGAGAAGGCCAAGAUGGCAUCUAAGGAGAAAGCUGCGGGAAAGAGCCCCGCCGCCAAGAACAACACGGUCAACGGGACCGGAGGGACGCCGCUUCAUGUCAGCACCUUGCAUGUGGCCGAGACCCGCUGCAAGAAGGUGUGCACUUCUAAGUCGGACCUGCGGACCAAUGACUUCAGCAUUGUGGGCUCGCUCCCACGGGACUUUGAACUGUCAAACUUUGACUGCUAUGGGAAGCCCAUCGACACUGGCUCGGGUCAUGGCAAAUCCCAGGCUAAGAACAACAAGAAACCUCCUCCUCCCAAACCAGUCAUCCCCUCUGCUGCCAAAAGAGUUGACCUUUACGCCAGAGCCCUGUUCCCUUUCUCCUUCCUCUUCUUUAAUGUGAUUUACUGGUCCAUAUACUUGUGA
Stegastes partitus (bicolor damselfish) is the source of this 1491-nucleotide messenger RNA. It is a transcript of the gene glrbb, whose product is annotated as glycine receptor, beta b. Bases 1 to 1491 code for a protein of 496 amino acids. Gene Ontology annotation, molecular function: extracellularly glycine-gated chloride channel activity; transmembrane signaling receptor activity. Gene Ontology annotation, biological process: chloride transport; monoatomic ion transmembrane transport. The record is from RefSeq and is a predicted model, not a curated record. Lineage: Eukaryota; Metazoa; Chordata; Actinopteri; Pomacentridae. The transcript has 9 exons. Gene Ontology annotation, cellular component: postsynaptic membrane.